UCGAAUAAAUUGAUUUAGGUAUUCACUCUUAUUUCUAUCAAAAUCCAUCCAAUGGUCUUGGAUGAGAGUACAGCGGAAGACAAAUUGGAUAACUUCAUUGGAGUAUCCGCUUUAAGACAGAGGCCGAGAGGGAAGGCCAAAGGGAGUGGCGUGGAAGUGUUGGCGGUAUUGUAAUUGUUGCACGUACGUAAGAGUCGUGGAUAGCAGAGGAGAAGUGAGACCGUGAGAAAGGGAGGUUGAGAAGAGAGAAGAGGCGAGCUCGAAAAAGAGGAAGAGUCGCCGGGAGAAACCAUUGCUGCUACUACGCCCUGCCGUCCCUGUCCGCUGGAACUGCUGCCGCUGAAGCUGCCGGAACCACUGCCGAUUCUGCUUCUGAACCUGUUCCAACGCCGUCACCUCUGCCUUCUCUCUUCCACCGCCCCUAUUUCACCGGAUUCGGGCUGCGUCGCUGGUUCUGUUUUGUCUUAUUGGAACUGCUGCCGUGAGUUGUAGUGGUAGUCGACGUCCAUGUUACUGCUGAAACUGCCCGAGCUGUUGCUGCUUCUGCUAACUGCCUUUAUCCCUAAAAUUCUGCGACUAUCAAAUUAAGCUCUGUGGAGGCCAGGCAGAAGAAAAGAAUGAAGAGUUGAGUGCUGAUGGGACUUCAAAGUCUGGGAAACGGCAUGUAAAACGAUCCACAUGGGGAGAAGUUGUUGCAGAACACAUCAAAAUUGACAUGCAUGAGCAUGAAGGGUAAUGCUUAUGAUUUGCUAGGGAAAAAUGGUGGGAAAACACAUGAAUGUGGUGCCAAAAUGUGGAUCAAUGGGAUUGCUAAAUGCAUUGGAAUUUUAAUUUAGUAGUUGUGCUCGUCCUCUCAUUCCCGCAAGCACAACCUGACUCACAGAAAUCACACUCACUCUCUCCAAUGGAGAUUCAUCUCGUGGACUCCAUUUGCCUUAGAUGGGCCUCUUCCGUCUCCUCCACAGCCCCUUUCAUGCAUUCAACGGAAUUCCUUAAACACAGCCGCAGCAACACCGCUCCAAACCCACCAUUCCCACUUCGUGUUGAAUUCAUGAAGCGAGGCUUGAAACCAUUGUCUCCUGGGAUCCAAAAGGAUUCCAACAAGGACCUAUCGCGGAUUCUGCGAACGGAAGCUGCCAUCAAAGGGGUGGAAAACAAAGGGAAGUCAUGGAAGCACAGGCAGCUAUGGCCCAAGGCUGUUCUUGAAGCCUUGGAUGAGGCCAUCAAAGGGUGUCGAUGGCAGGCUGCACUCAAGAUUUUUGCACUUCUUCGUAGGCAACAUUGGUAUGAACCUAGAUGCCAAACAUAUGCAAAAAUAUUGAUGAUGCUUGGCAAGUGCAGGAAACCUGAAGAGGCUGGUCAGCUCUUUGAGAUCAUGUUGUCGGAAGGGCUUAGACCUACUGUUGAUGUCUACACCGCUCUGGUAGGUGCUUACGGUCUAAGUGGUUCCCUUCAUCAGGCAUUUCGUACUGUUGAAGAUAUGAAAUCAGUUGUUGACUGUGAACCGGAUAUAUAUACUUAUUCUAUUCUUAUCAGCAGCUGCACAAAAUUUCAACGUUUUGAUUUAAUUGGUCAUGUUCUUUCGGAGAUGUCUUAUGUAGGCAUUGAAUGUAACAAUGUCACAUAUAAUACCAUAAUUGAUGGGUAUGGUAAGGCUGGCAUGUUUGAACACAUGGAAAACUCACUGGCGGAUAUGGUUGAAAGUGGCAAUUGCCAACCAGAUGUUUUCACACUGAACUCUAUUAUAGGAGCUUACGGAGAAGGUAGGAAAAUUGACAAGAUGGAGAAAUGGUAUGAUGAAUUUCAGCUAAUGGGCGUUAAAGCAGACUUAAAGACAUUCAAUAUGAUGAUAAAGUCCUAUGGGAAAGCAGGCAUGUAUGAGAAGAUGCAGUCUGUUAUGGAUUUUAUGAAACGGAGAUUUUUCUCUCCUACAAUUGUAACAUAUAAUACGGUUAUUGAUGUGUUUGGAAAAGCUGGAGAAAUUGAGAAGAUGGAUAAACACUUCAACAGGAUGAAGCAUCUAGGUGUGAAGCCUAACACUGUAACUUAUUGCUCUCUUGUCAAUGCAUAUAGCAAAGCUGGGCUUAUUGACAAAGUUGACUCAAUCAUGAGGCAUGUAGAAAAUUCCGACGUAGUAUUGGAUACUCCCUUCUUUAAUAGUGUUAUUAGUGCCUAUGGCCAAGCUGGCGACUUAGAAAAGAUGGGUGAAGUUUUCCGGGCAAUGAAGGAAAGAAAUUGUGAACCUGAUAGCAUCACUUUUGCUUGCUUAAUGCAGGCUUACAAUGCUCACGGCAUGACUGAGGCUGCCAAAAAGUUGGAAAACAUGAUGGUUACUGACAAACGUAGCUUUGGUCUUGAACAUGUAAUUGAAAUUGUACUGCAUGCCCCUUGAAGCAUUCGUAUUGAAAUUUUCGUGUCUGCUUCUGCUACAUAUUCUUUUCAUGUCAGUGCUUAUUUACCUUCUGAGGUGUAUCAAUAUUAGACUUUCCCCCUUAAUUUUCAGAGUUACAGCUAAAAAGGAAAGGAAAAAAUGCAAAAAACAAGAAACACUGAACAGGGUCAGCACGCCAUGGAGGCUUCCCUGUUCAAGAUCUCACAUAGCUCCAACGGCAGAUCCAGCCACUCCUCAGCCCCAGCAAGGUUGUAAGCACCCAUCUUGGCUAAAGCGUCUGCCACAGAAUUUGAUUCUCUUGGGAUAAUGCUGAACUGAACUUCCCAACUCAGCUGAAGCAAAUCUCUAAUUUGCACGAGCAGAUCAGCAUCCUCUGCCAAAGACGGCUCAUGAAGGUGGGACGUCACCAUGAAAAACGCAUCCAAGCACUCAGUCUCACACACUAGCUGACGGCAGCCACACUCCCUUGCAAGAGAAAGACCCCUCCAAAUCGCAAAGAGUUCGGUCCUGUGAACAGACCCAGCUGGGAUGCAACCGGCAGCUCCCUUCACCCACCUGCCGGUGGCAUCAUGACGAGCACAAUCAAAACCAAUGCCAGUCUUAUCCCAAGGCAUACUUCUGUCACAAUUAAUUUAUGUAUUUUAUUUCAAAUUCAUGCCAUUUAUAGACCUAGAAACCUAUAAAUGUUAGUUUGAAAACUAAUUUCAAACCAACCAGGGGAAAAAAACAUUUUCAAGGCUUACAGGCUUAGAAUUUGGAUUGUGGUGAAACGAAUGGUUGGUGGGGAAUGUGUGACCUGAAUUAUUAAAAGAAAAAUAAUUGAGGGAAAAAAUGGGAAUAGUGUAAGAAAAA
Molecule: messenger RNA, 3244 nt
Organism: Arachis duranensis
Lineage: Eukaryota; Viridiplantae; Streptophyta; Magnoliopsida; Fabales; Fabaceae
Product: pentatricopeptide repeat-containing protein At3g53170
Exons: 6
Coding region: 815-2392 (525 amino acids)
Molecular function (GO): protein binding
Source: RefSeq, a predicted model, not a curated record